CCCAACUUCAAAUAUCCGGCAGAACACUUCUCUCGAGCUUCAAGAUAUAGAACAACACAUAAUGGCGACAGCCCGCCUCCGCCACGCUUUCCGCUACCCUACCGAAUCCGACUCCGACGAGCCUCCCGAAGGCAUCGACGAGCAAGAACAAGAAACCCUCAUAACCCACCUCUCCACCACCGACGCCACCCAAACCCUCCUCUACACCCGCCUCCUCCUCUCCCUCCCCCUCACGCCAACCCUCCUCUACCUCCCCACCCUGCUCCGGCCCACCUCUCUCAGCUCCUGGCUAUCCGCCCUCUUCACAAUAACCUCCCUCCUCGCCGCCGCCUACAUCCUCUACUAUCUCCCCCUCCCGCCCGCCAGCUCGGCACCGAAACCGCCGCGGCAACGCAACCAGAACCCCAACCCCCACGCGCACCUGGACAUCGAAGGCGAGAGUGAGAGUCCGCUGCGGCGGUAUAUCGUGUAUCUGAACGGGACGUUGGUGGUUGUGUUGGCGCUGCGGGAGUUGAGUAGCGGGAGGGGAUGGAGGGAGGGGAUGGCGGGGGGCGGGUACGUGCCGGGGUUCGUGUACGGGGUGGUCUUGUUCGCGCGGACGCAGUUGCGGGCGGUGGAUGUAGGGGUGUUGGAGGGGUUGCGGUAUCGGUAUAAGGGAGCUUGA
Messenger RNA from Mytilinidion resinicola, 664 nucleotides. RefSeq lists its product as uncharacterized. The coding region runs from base 62 to 664 and encodes 200 amino acids. NCBI's taxonomy places the organism in Eukaryota, Fungi, Ascomycota, Dothideomycetes, Mytilinidiales, Mytilinidiaceae. The record is from RefSeq and is a predicted model, not a curated record. The transcript has 2 exons.